Punctularia strigosozonata HHB-11173 SS5 is the source of this 924-nucleotide messenger RNA. RefSeq lists its product as uncharacterized. The record is from RefSeq and is a predicted model, not a curated record. Lineage: Eukaryota; Fungi; Basidiomycota; Agaricomycetes; Corticiales; Punctulariaceae. The transcript has 2 exons. Bases 49 to 744 code for a protein of 231 amino acids.
GAACGUCCUCGGUACCCCGCGCGUUCGCGUACAGCAGAGCCGUACGUGAUGGUAUCCACGCCGACACCUCCACCGGCACGUACGAGGACGCCAUUGGACUGGCUCCUCCGUCGGCGAAAGACGCAGGUCUCAAAUGACCCUACGCCGCCUCAGAUAUUCAUCGAGCCUCCGUCCCAAACUGUCUCCACCAUAUCAUCAGCAAGGACUGAAGCCCAUCUUCUGACUCCAGAGCAUGCCGAACGACCGCUACCCGCCAUCCCAAGUAUCGACGAAGCACUGCAGGCCAUCCUAGGCGACACUGAACGUCCGCCAGCUCCAGUCAACGCUGAUGCAGCGAUACCCGACCUUCCUCGUCCUGACCCUACCCCUGACCAGUUCCGCGACCCCACCAAUUCCACGGUGUCACCCCUCACGACCGCCAAUCUUACUUCACAAGUUGAUCCGGCGAUCCCUCGCGUCACGGAGCUCCCGCUCGGCUUCGUCCCCGUCCGCAACGAAACCGACUACUUCAGUCUGAAGCACGAACCACUCGGCUCAACACUCGAACGCAUACGUGCAGAUGCUCGCUCUCCUUCUGACCGGUCGCUCAGGGAGGACGGUCCAGAACGUUACGCAGCUGCUCCUGUCCCACCGGGAGUCGUAUAUCCCGACCUGCGUGGAGGACAGCGGCUAUCGCCUGUCGGGGAGGAAUACCUCUCCCCUAAUCGCCUCAACCGACCCAUCUCGCUCUUCAGUGAAGAGUGAUUCCGCCGUUUUCACAUUGACAAUGCCAGAUAUCUUAUCGGUUAAUCCCACGCAACGGGAAUCUUGUUUGCACCGUCCAUCCAUUGUUGUACUCUUUGCUCGUCGUCUCAUCAUGCUUUGCAUCGCACACCAUGAACAGUAUCCAUUAUGCACUGUACUUUUACACAAUAACAAUGUUCG